AUGGAGAAUUCGCUUGUUGGUAAGAUUUAUAAAGCACGUUACUACUUGAAUGGCUCUUUUAUUUCUGCUGAAUUGGGACAAAAUCCCAGCUUUAUUUGGAGGAGUAUUUGGGCAGCUCAGAUGCUAGUUAAAGCGGGUGCGAGACUUUCAAUUACAAAUGGUUCUUUAGUUAAUGUUCUUAAGGAUCCGUGGCUACCCCAUGACUCUAAUCCUUAUGUCAUAACUGAGAAUCAAGGGCUUCAAAAUAAGGAUACAUGGUUUUGGAACAUGGAAACGUCGGAUUUUUACUCGGUUAAAAGUGCUUAUAAGCAUCUUCAAUCGAGUAGAGGAAGUUGGCUUUAUUUGGAAGAUAAUAACUGCUGGAAAAAGUUGUGGCAAUUGGCAGUCCCUCCUAAGCUCCUACUGGUUUUUUCUCCAACAAUCGUGCCUGCUGCUGGUGCGAUGGAAGAUUUUGCCACCUGGUUUUUUGGCCUGUUAAAAGGGAAUCAAGUGGACGUAGCGGUGGAUGCUGCUAUGAUCAGGUGGAGUAUAUGGAAAACUUGCAAUGAGUUGCUAUGGCAGAAGAAAAAUUGGGCUGGUUUGGAUGUAAUGAAGUCAUCUACAUCAGUCCUUGUAAAUUGGAAGAUUGCGAAUUUUGAGUCGCCUCAUGCUUAUUUUGCUACGGGUGAUGUUACUAAUAGCAAUCUUUGGGUUAAACCAGAUCAUUUUACUGUCAAGGUGAACGUCGAUGGAGCCAUUUUUAAAGCGUAG
Messenger RNA from Cannabis sativa, 750 nucleotides. RefSeq lists its product as uncharacterized. The transcript is spliced from 3 exons. Bases 1 to 750 code for a protein of 249 amino acids. The record is from RefSeq and is a predicted model, not a curated record. Lineage: Eukaryota; Viridiplantae; Streptophyta; Magnoliopsida; Rosales; Cannabaceae.